Hypomesus transpacificus is the source of this 6931-nucleotide messenger RNA. RefSeq lists its product as uncharacterized. Lineage: Eukaryota; Metazoa; Chordata; Actinopteri; Osmeriformes; Osmeridae. The transcript is spliced from 23 exons. Gene Ontology annotation, molecular function: guanyl-nucleotide exchange factor activity. The coding region runs from base 266 to 6835 and encodes 2189 amino acids. The record is from RefSeq and is a predicted model, not a curated record.
AUUCAGAGAUAACUAGAGACGGGAGAGAGAGGGACAGUUAGAGAGGGAGAGAAGAGAGGGGUUGUAUUAGCUUACUGUUUCACUUAGUAGUGACCAUGUGGGAACUGGACAUUAUAGGGAUGACUCUAUCAGAACAAGCCUUUCAGAACCAUAUCCAUCAUUUUGGUCAGAACAAAUGUCUCUGUCUGUGGAUUUUCUCUCACGACUGGACUUCGUACACAGAGACUGUUCUGCCACAUGGGACUAGCACCAGCCUGUAGGAGAGAUGAACCCUGAGUCUGUGGAGGCAUCCAUCCAGGCGCUCCUCUCUGCCCUCUACCCUCCCUUCCACGCCACGGCCCCCACCCUCCUCAAUCAGCUCCUACAGCGGAUCCAGGAGCGUUACCACGGCGACGCCCUCCGCUGCUUGCUGAACUUCCUUGUCCCGGCUAAGCACAUCUUAGAGAGUGUUCAGCAAGCUGCCUGUGCUCAGUUCAGUGGGGUGCUGUUCCAGUCUGAGGGCUGGCCCUUGUGUCUGGGGGACCGUGUGGUGCUCCACCUCGCCCCCCUCAGCCCUCUGCUGCUCCGCCCGGGGGACUUCUACCUGCAGGCGGCUCCGUUCUCCCAGAACGCUGCCCGCAUCCUGGUCUGCAGCCUCCUGGAGGAGGAGGGGCUACACCAAGACAGGAAGCAGCCACCGCAGGUGGAGGAAACUCACAUCCCCGAGACGGCCUACACCUGCAUCUUCACGUCCGAAUGGCUCAGGGAGGUUAACGAGGGGCGCCGCGGCACGCCUCUCAGCCAGUGCUUACUAGUCACCGACCAGGCUGUGGUGAGGUUACCAUGGGAAGAGGUGGCGCGGCCCAAAUUUGUGGAUCAACCCCGAAUCAUGGCCCCGCCUCCUGCUCCUCCUCCUCUCCCGCCCGCCGUCGCUCUUCCUCGUCCAGCUCAGGAGUCCUCGUCAGGUCCCUCUCAGCAUCCCCGUGACUCUGGCUUCUCUGUAGAGACGAGGAUCUGCCCAGCUAAGCAUGGCAUCGCUGUGUCCCUGUGUCUGGUGGACAGGAGCGUCCCCUCCAGGCAGCCGCGUGUGCAUCGGGCCGAGGAGACGGCCCAGGCCAGGGGCUGGGUGUCUGGCCACCCCUGGGACAGCCGCUGUGCCGGGGGGCCUCUGGGGGGAGGGCUGGGUGUAGGGACAGGUGAAACUCCCUUUAGGCAGGAGCCUGAGGGAGAGUACGUGGACCUGCUGGAGUUUACCCAGAAGAUGGACGCCUCGCGUCAUUCUAGUCAAGAGCAGACGCGCACACAGGAACCAAAACGCACACAGGAACCAAAACGCACACAGUCAUUCACAUCGCCGCACACACCGUCGCAUACGCAGGUCCAGUCACCCACACAUCCCUGGAUAUCGUUGUGUAGGCCCAGCCAGCCUGCUCCGGCCCCUCCAGCCCAGCGUGGACCCCAGCCCCUCCACCAGCAGCCCUCUCCCCCCAGAGAGUCCUCCCAGCAGGGACCCCAGCCCCUCCACCAGCAGCCCUCUCCCCCCAGAGAGUCCUCCCAGCGUGGACCCCAGCCCCUCCACCAGCAGCCCUCUCCCCCCAGAGAGUCCUCCCAGCGUGGACCCCAGCCCCUCCACCAGCAGCCCUCUCCCCCCAGAGAGUCCUUCCAGUGUGGAACCCAGCCCCUCCACCAGCAGCCCUCUCCCCCCAGAGAGUCCUCCCAGUGUGGACCCCAGCCCCUCCACCAGCAGCCCUCUCCCCCCAGAGAGUCCUCCCAGCGUGGACCCCAGCCCCUCCACCAGCAGCCCUCUCCCCCCAGAGAGUCCUCCCAGUGUGGACCCCAGCCCCUCCACCAGCAGCCCUCUCCCCCCAGAGAGUCCUCCCAGUGUGGACCCCAGCCCCUCCACCAGCAGCCCUCUCCCCCCAGAGAGUCCUCCCAGCGUGGACCCCAGCCCCUCCACCAGCAGCCCUCUCCCCCCAGAGAGUCCUCCCAGUGUGGACCCCAGCCCCUCCACCAGCAGCCCUUUCCCCCCAGAGAGUCCUCCCAGUGUGGCCGGACGGUCCGUUUCUGUGAGGAGCCCUGCAGCCCGUGUCUGAGACGGAGGCUCAUACUGCAGGACUCAGGAGGACCAUGUGCUACAGGGCUGGAGCCCAAGCCAGGCCACGAGCAGGGUCUGGGGCCGGGGCAGGGUCCCUCCAGGGCCCAGGAACUGAGAUGUCGCUACCGAGAAUCCUACCAGGCGGCACUGCAGAACCCUGUCUGUUUCUCCCGAGAGAGAGAGAAGGAGGAAGGGAGGGAGAGAGAGAAUAGGGCGCAGAGGGAAAACAUUCUGACGGUGGUAGAGGAGGAUUGUCUGACUGAGGGGAAGCUGCAAACAAAUGGUGGUGGGGGAGAACAUUCACAGCACUGUGCGACUCUCCCCCAGCACUGUUCUAUUACCCCCCAGCCAUACCACAGGGCCCUUAAGCAACACUUUAGUGGACCUCAGCAGUUCUGUGCACCGAGACCAAUCUCUGGGACAGCCCCUGUGUGUUCUGCUGUAAAUACACACCCCCCUUCCUGUAAAGAGUCCUCCCUCUGUAAAGAGUCGGGGGAACAUAACCCCGUCCCCCGUGGAACAUCGGGGAACGUGACCCGUGUUCCCCCGGCGGUAUCUGAGAGGACGGGAGCCGUCACAUCCAGUCUGGGUGCUGCAGACCCAGACGCAGACGGGCGGUGCUCCUCUCUCUCCACCACUGUGGUGGACACCUCUGAGCGCUGUCAGCUGGUGGUGCAGGGUCACACCCUCAGGAGGGACAGGAAGGGGAAGGGCCAGGGUCAGACGGCCCGGAGGGACAGCGCUGACUCCUCCUGCUCCGACGCCAUGGUUCCCAGGCUCCACGUGGUGAAGUGUAAAAACGCCACGGCCUUCGGCCUGGUCUCCCCCAAGACCAACAGGCGCGGGAAGACCUGCACAGGUGGCGCCCAGGCUAGUGAACUUCCUGUGCCCUGCAGCAACCAACCAGAAUCAGCCAGCCAGCCACAGAACCAGACCCCUGGACAACACUUCCAGCAGCAGCCCAUUGAGCCUGUCACGUCCAGGCCAAAGGCCCCAGACCUGGGCCUCCCAGACCCCUGCUCCCUCCCUCUCCACCUGGGGCUGGCCUGUCUCACAGGUGGCAGAGACAGGGUGGGCAGGGCUGUGGUGGAGGUGUAUGUAGACCGGGAGGGCUGGAGGUCAAGGGUGUCCAGUCAAGAACUCUACCAGAUGUUGCUGUACUUUUACUCUAUAACCAGGCAAGAGAUCAGAGAACUAGGAAUGACGAUACUCCUAGAUGCUCGUAAGACUCCUCCCCCUCCACAGCUCCACCAGGCAGUGAUGAUGCUCCAGGAGCAGACCUCCCCUGUUGUCCACACGGUGCUGGUGCUGCUGGACAAGGAGAGCAGCCGUCAUCCAGACACACACUCAGCCUACGCAGGACUGCAGACUGAGGUUGUGAGCUCCCUGAGGGCCCUGAACAAGAUGGUGGAUUCCAGUCAGCUGACCUCAGCCCUGGAAGGAACCCUGCCCUACAGCCAUCUUGAUUGGCUCCAGCUUCACAAGAACCUUCAGCCGUUCGUGUCAGACCUGCAGGAAGCGUCUGGUUUGCUCCUCAGAACCAUAGGGAGACUUGAAGGGGUCCAGAGGAUCGGUACCGUCCAGGAAGUGCAGCAGAGCAUCACAGGACAGAGGACUCUGAUGAGAGACGUGCUGACGGACAGCCGCUUGGUUUUCCUGCAGAGGGAAGGCGGAGCCAUACUAGCCAGGCUGAGGAGAGAGAGUGACCUGAGAUACCCUCACUAUAGUGACUACAGUGCUGCGCUGGAGGCUGUGGCCGGUCUAUCCAGCCAAGUGGAGGAGCAGGCUCACGUCCUGGUGAAGAAGUCCAACAGCACGCUGGAACACCUGGAGUACCUGCUGCAGCUACGCCACCUGGAGGAACACUUCACACAGAUCAGAGAGUGGUUCACCGCCGAGGGGGAGAGGAGGCUGCUGGAGGCGGAGGCCGUGGAGGACCCCAGAGAGAGGGUGGAGCAGACUCUGCAGAGCUUCAGCUCCUUCCUCGCUGAGGCCGGCGAGAAGCAGCUGAAGGCAGAGUCUCUGGUGAGGGAGGCAGAGAGACUGCAGGCCUCCUCCUACCCCGAGACGGAGGUCUUUAGGACCAUGGUGAACACCUUCCAGUCCGUCCUGGCUCACUUCCUGUCGCGGGCAGAGAGGUGCCGCUGGGAGCUGGAGGCUCUGCUCCACAUCUGUCACUUCUGUCAAGAGGCCUCACUGCUGGCGGAGGAGUGCAGAAGGUACCUGGAGCAGGACCAGGCUGAAGGCUCACCCCAGGACAGGGAGCUUGCCGCCACCCUCCACAGCUUCCAGGAGAGGUUCCUCCAGUUCUCCCCCGACUGCUUCCAGGAGGUGAAGGCCCAGGCCUGCGCCCUGAGGGGCUCCAGGGGGAUGCGCGUGUGGAACGUGGCCUGGCUGAGGUGUCAGGAGGUGAGGCAGCACCUGGAGGAGAGGCUGGGGGAUCUGGAGCCGUCCUGGCAGCCACAGCAGCGGCACGCCGGCCCCUGGGCUGGGCCGUGGUGUGCAGAGCCAGAGGCCAGGACUGAGACAGCUCCUCCUUCAGGCCAGGAGGAGGCGCUGCUGUGCAGACCUGGUCCUGGCCCAGCGUGGGAGCGUCCCCGGGCUGUCUCUGGUCCAGACCAGGCCAGGCUGCUCAGGCCACUCGGGGGCAGCAGCAGUAACAGUCCCGUGGUCUGCUGUAGCUCCUCCCAGAGGCCCGUGGACAGCACCGCCCAGGGGUCGGACGCCACCAUGACUCUUCCUUACAGGGCAACCAGGAAGACGGAGCGGGAGUCUAGGAGGGGGAGAAGCAGCAGGGCGCGAGACGCCUCCCUCUCCCGCUCUCACACCAUAGGCUGCCAGUGGUUCCCCUGGCAACGCGGUCUGGGGGCGCGGUCGAUGAGCGAGGAGUCGUGCGCCGCGUCAAGCAGCCAAUCCGAGGCCCAGGCGCCGUCGCGCUCCCACGGUCAGCCGUCCCGCAGGGUCCUCCAAGCCGCCCAGCGCUUUCAGAUCUCCCGCCACGGUAGCUUCUGCUCCCAGGACUCAUGCAGCGGGACAGAGGCCCCUGGGGGGGCCGGGAAGGCCACCUCCUCCACUGGGGCCGUGGAGAGUAGCAGCAAGGCUCUGAAGCUGCAGCGCAUCGUGGAGGAGCUGCUGCUGACAGAGAGAGAGUACGUGCGCUCCCUGGCCUACAUCCUGACUCACUACCUCCCCCUGCUGGACAGGCCCGACGUGCCCCAGGACCUGCGGGGCAAGCGAGCGCUCAUCUUCGGCAACCUGGAGCGCCUCUAUGACUUCCACGAGCGCUACUUCCUGUGCGAGCUGGAGGCCUGCCAGCGGGAGCCCCUGCUGGUGGCUCGGUGCUUCCUGCGACACAGGGAGAGUUUGGGUCUGUAUGCUCUCUAUAGCAAGAACAAGCCUCAGUCUGACGCCCUGAUCCUCCAUCACAGACACGACAUCUUCAAGAGGAAGCAGCUGGAGCUGGGGGACCUGAUGGACCUGUCCUCCUACCUGCUGAGGCCCAUCCAGAGAAUCAGCAAGUACAGCCUGCUGCUGCACGACAUGCUGGCUGUGUGGAGCCCCGGGACGGGCGAGGGAGCCAGAGAGAGCGGGAGGGCCGACAUUCAGGCCGCCGCUGACCUGGUCCGCUUCCAGAUGCGCCAUGGCAACGACCUCCUCACCAUGGACGCUAUCCAGGACUGUGAUGUGAACCUGCAGGAGCAGGGUGAGCUGAUUCGGCAGGAUGAGUUCACAGUGUUCUACCGCAGGAAGAGGAGCAUCAGGAGGGUGUUCCUCUUUCAGCACCUCAUCCUCUUCAGCAAGACCAAGAGGACAGACGUGGGAAACGAUGUUUAUGUUUAUAAACAGUCCUUCAAGACCUGUGAUAUAGGAAUGACCCACACCUCAGGGGUGAGCGGUCUGUGUUUUGAGAUCUGGUUCCGAAGGAGGAGGGCGGAGGACACCUACACCCUGAGGGCUGACAGGUCAGAGGUCAAGGCUGCCUGGACCGCCGACCUGGAUCAGCUCCUCUGGGAACAGGCCACACACAACAGAGAGCUGCGUGUGCAGGAGAGGCUGUUCAUGGGGCUGGGGAGGAAGUCCUUCCAGGACAUCAGAUCCAUCUGUGACAGAGAUGACCACCCUAUCCCGUCUGGGACAGUCCCUGCAGCCUGUCAUCUACCCGUAGGAGGAGAACAGGCACGGCCUAACUCCAUUGGCUCAGGAAGUAGCACCUCCACUUCCUGCAGCCAAUCAUCUUCCUCCUCUGGACGAGGCUCGUUACCCCCCGUCGCUUACCUUGGGAAUCAGUCACAAGGGCCAGAGACCAAUCAAGUCGUCUGUUGUUGCCCUGAGGGUGUGGUGGACGAGAGCCUCAGUAAUCAUCAUCAUCUUCAUCAUGUUCGUCCUCAUCCUAACCAGAAACCCAGACUUCAUCUGCUGAAGGACAGUUCGAUGUCCUCAGGCGAGAACGUCAGCGCGCUUAGCAACUCUGAGCUCAGCUGCCUCUCUGGGAUUGGUGGAGAUGUGGUAGACUCCUCCUCUUUCACCUCUCAGAACUCACAGCUGUGUGCCACAAAAGCCAAUCACAAAAAGAGCCAGUCACCUGGGACAACCAGGAGAAGACCCUCCCUGGCCUCCAAAUCCCUGGACCUGACCCCCACCCUGGACCUGACCCCCACCCUGGGCCUGACCCCCACCCUGGGCCUGACCCCCACCCUGGGCCUGACCCCCACCCUGGGCCUGAAGGUGACGUGUGGACUACCAGCUGCUGACAUGACAUAGUCAUCAGACCAAGUAAUGGACUCUACUAUGAAAUCAACAGAUGUUUAACACUAGUCAGUCCUCCGAGACCAGAUAUGUUACUGAUGAUUCUGCUCU